Molecule: messenger RNA, 15677 nt
Organism: Mobula hypostoma (lesser devil ray)
Lineage: Eukaryota; Metazoa; Chordata; Chondrichthyes; Myliobatiformes; Myliobatidae
Product: membrane-associated phosphatidylinositol transfer protein 3-like
Exons: 19
Coding region: 170-2956 (928 amino acids)
Cellular component (GO): COPII-coated ER to Golgi transport vesicle; cytoplasm
Molecular function (GO): glycerophospholipase activity; metal ion binding
Source: RefSeq, a predicted model, not a curated record
GUGAGCUUCAUGCUUUCUGUGUCUCCUUUUCUGUGCGUGCUCACUGAGCUGGUAUUUAUAUUCUGUGCUCCUGCACUCGAAUGUCUAAAUAUUUGGAUACAAGGAGACAAAAGAUAUUAUUGUGUUACUGAAAGCUGCUUCUUGCCGAUAUACUCACUCACAGUGGCGGAUGCAGAAUAUUGUGCAUGACUCUGGCGACAGCUCAGAGGAUGAAUUCUUCGAUGCACGAGAUGAGGUGAUGGAAGGUAAAAAUGCUCUUCUGCUAGGGAUGAGUACAUGGAACUCAAAUGAUCUGGUGGAGCAGAUUGAGACAAUAGGGAAGCUGGAUGAUGGCCAAGGGGAUGCAUACAGAGAUUCUCUCAGUAGGCAGGGAUGCCCUACCCAAGGCAGCAUAGAGGGACCAGAGGAUUCAGAGGAUGUGAGAAAGUGCAAGAUUCGUGUACUUAUCCUAAUACUUCAUGGAGGGAAUAUUCUGGACACAGGAGGAGGAGACCAGAACUCUAAGGCAGCUGAUGUCAAUACCUUCACUUCAGUCCUCGAAAAAGUUACCAGUGACCAUUUUCCAGCAGCUCUUGGCCACUUUCUCGUCAAGUUAGUCCCCUGCCCUUCUAUCUGCUCCGAGGCAUUUUCACUGGUUUCUAAUUUAAAUCCAUGCAGCUAUGAUGAAGGUUGUCUGAGCAGCAAUGAGGAUCAUGUUCCACUGGCCGCAUUGCCCCUGCUUGCAAUCUCUUCACCUCAGUAUCAGGAUGCAGUUGCAACAGUGAUCAACCGAACAAACCAGAUCUACAAUGAGUUUCUGAAAUCUGAAGAUGGGAUUGGAUUCAAUGGCCAGGUCUGUUUAAUUGGCGACUGUGUGGGAGGAAUUCUGGGAUUUGAUGCCCUGUGUUACAGUUCACACACAACAUGCGAAAGCCAGAACAGCAGCAGGAGAGGGAGCAUCGGUAGCAUUCAGGAUAACUCACAUUUAUUGGAUGAACCUGGAUCGGACUUGAGCAGCAGUAAACGACUUAGCAAAAGCAACAUUGACAUCUCGGGGAUCGAAACUAAGGAACCGAGAAAGCUAUUGUCAAGAAAACAGAGUGACUCUUCUACCUAUGACUGUGAUGCCAUAACACAGCACCACGCUCUUCUGUCAAGAAUUCACUCCAGUGCAUUAAACGAUGACCCUGAUUUACAGAGGAUGAACAGCACCAACAUAUUGGAUGGAACCACAGUUCGAUUUGAUUUUGACGUCUCUGAUUUCUUUCUCUUUGGUUCCCCAUUGGCCUUGGUUUUGGCCAUGAGGUGGACAGUUCUCCCUUCUGUUGAAGUGGCUCAGCUGCGGCCUGCUUGCACCCAGGUAUACAGCCUCUUCCAUUCAGCUGACCCCUCUGCCUGUCGCCUGGAGCCGCUGUUGGAGAAAAGCUUCCACCUCUUGCCUCCAGUCUCUGUUCCAAGGUAUCAGAGAUACCCGCUGGGCGAUGGGAAUUCCACUCUCCUAGCUGAUGUCAUACCAAGCCACCAGUCUCUCUUUCUGGAAAGUUCUAAUGUACCCAUGUCCCCUAACACACUACUGACACAAUUGCAACGAGAAAUCCGCAGAAGCAGUCAAGCCAGCAUUACCAGUGAGGUAUCAGGUUCCUCGGAGAAUUUUCUUGCAGCUAAUAUUGCCAGCAUUACUGCAAAGUGGUGGGGAACUAAAAGGAUAGAUUACGCACUGUACUGUCCUGACGCAUUGACAGCUUUUCCAACUGUGGCUCUACCGCACCUCUUCCAUGCCAGCUACUGGGAAUCAAAUGACGUGUUGGCAUUUGUUCUACGGCAGGUAAUGAGGUAUGAAAGUGUGAGCAUAAAGGAGAACGACAACAAGGAUUCAUCUGCUUGCAGUGAGUCAAGUCCUCGGGAGAAAUGGCUUCGCAGACGAACACACGUGAAGCUUAGGAAUGUGACAUCGAAUCACCGAGCCAAUGAUGUCAUCGUGGUGGAAGGUAUCUCUCAGACGCUGGUGGGGAGGUUUAUGUAUGGUCCUCUCGACAUGGUCACCCUGACUGGAGAAAAGGUUGACAUUUUGCUCAUGACGCAGCCCCCUGCGGGCAGGUGGGUGUACUUUGACACCGAAAUCACCAGCAACAGCGGUAGGAUCUUGUACACCAUACCGGACGAGAAGAGGCUCAAUGUUGGUGUUUACCCUGUGAAGAUGGUUGUAAGAGGAGACCAGACUUUUGCAGAAAGCUACCUGACUGUGUUGCCAAAAGGGAUGGAAUGUGUGGUCUUUAGCAUCGAUGGCUCCUUUGCUGCAAGUGUCUCCAUCAUGGGCAGUGACCCAAAGGUUCGGGCUGGAGCAGUGGAUGUGGUCAGACACUGGCAGGACCUGGGCUAUCUCAUCAUUUACAUCACUGGACGGCCAGACAUGCAGAAGCAGCGGGUGGUGUCCUGGCUGGGCCAACAUAAUUUCCCCCAGGGUAUGAUUACCUUUUCUGAAGGUCUGGUCCACGAUCCCUUGCGACAAAAAACCAUCUUCUUACGCAACCUGGUGCAAGAGUCCCACAUCAAAAUUGCUGCGGCCUAUGGAUCAAUGAAGGAUAUUUCAGUUUACAACGUGCUGGGUCUGUCCCCAUCUCAAAUCUACAUUGUGGGACGUCCCUCAAAAAAGUACCAGAAUCAAUGUCAGUUUCUCUCUGAAGGUUAUGCUGCUCAUUUGGCCCGGCUGGAGUUCAGCCACCGCUCACGUCCGAAGAAGAGCAACUCCCGGAUGAUCCUACGCAAGGGGAGCUUCGGACUUACCGCUCAGCCGGACUUCCUCCGGAAACGCAACCACCUGCGCAGGACGAUGUCGGUUCAGCAACCGGACCCGCCGUCCUGCAACCCCAAGCCCGAGCGAGCACAGAGCCAACCCGAGUCCGACAAGGUUGAAAGGCAUCCCCACAGCAUAGCCUGGGCCCGCAGUGGAGGCUCCAAAUCGGAGCCAGGUGUGUGAGUGAUGUACCAUAGGUUAAGGAGAGUUCAGGGCUUCAUGCGCAGUCUGAGCUCACACCGGGAAAGGUAACAUGGAGCUGUGGUGCCCAUUAAACAGAGUGCUGGGCUGGAAUUUCCUCUUCUUGUCCAAUCAAUGGCAGGGUUGCACUAGGCUGCACCUCCAUCCUUAUAAGUGAUCUGGCACUGACCCUGGUGAAUCUUUAUAGAUCAGUUAUGUAGAUGGGUUCCUCAGGAUCUUUUCAGUUAUUGCAAUGGGUUCCCCAAGGCAUUGGAAGGUCAACACUGUGAGGGAGCACCUUUACCCUCCAGCUGGCUAUUUUGGGAUAUCACAAAAGGGGAACAUGCCCACAAUUGCUCAAUGUGCAUUCCCACAGGGUGAGGCUUCCCACCAGGAAAACACUUACACAAAUUCAAUGGGAUAUUUCAAAAAUGACCUGGCCUUUAGGCAUUUUCUGGGCAACAUUACAACACCGGUGAGUUACAAGUCAUAAAAUCAUGUUGAGGAGGCUGACUGUAAUUCUCCGUUGCUAAUGAGAUACCCUGGGAUGCUUUGUGUAUAAUUUUAUCACUGGAGCAAGCUGAGGUGUGGAAUAACACUGAGGAACCUGUUGACAAGGAAGGCUUUUCACUUCUCUCACAAGUUUUUGGGAGCUUUGCAAUUCAAACUGUGACUUGAUGGCAGAAACAGCAAGUGAGGGAAUCCCUGGCUCCCUUCACAAUAAUUGCUGAAUUAUUGGAGAGGCGACAUUAUUGGGGACUUCUCAGUAUAUUAUCUCAUUCCCUCACUGAAAGGAUCAAGCAUUGCUUGGCUGUAAAAAAAAACAAUCAACUUGGCGAAUAAUAAUGAUUGGAAUACUGCGCAGGAUAUAAAAUGAAAAAGGAGAAACUUUCUUUUUCAUAUUGUUAGUUGUCAUAUUUCAUUUUACAGGCAUUCCCAUAGUUUAGAAGAGUAGCCAUUGCUGGGUUGCAGGCAGCAUAAAGCUAGCCCGUACAAACAUUCUCACCAACAGCAGCGAUCAGUGCAAGAAGUUCAGCACAGUGUUCGGAAAACUAGGUCUCCUUUGAUUAAAUUGUUUCACAUAUCAGGAAAUGAAAUAUUUUAUUAACCCUACAAAUUUAUGUCAAGUGAUCAGGAUUCAUUCACAUGCAGGCAAGUUACCUUGUCUUGAAAAGUGAAAGACUUGCACUUCCAUUAUACCUUCCACGUCCUUAUCAGGACGUCCCAAAGCACUUUGUAAGCAAUGAAGCACUUUUGAAAUGUGACUGCCAGUAUGUUGGAUGUGAAAUGACUGUUAUUUACACUAAUUUGUUUGUCUAGAAUUAUGAGGGAAGAAACUCUGCAGAGUUUUCCUGAUGUCUCGCCUUGUGUUGAGUAAUCCCAGAGAGCUGCGGUACCCAGCAGACUAUAGCAGUCAUGUGGUUCUAUAGAGGGAGAAUUGGUUUCCAGGGUAAGACUGCAACCAGGAUGUUAUUAGCGUCUAUAAAGUGACAUGAACCAAAUUGGCCAGACACUGCAGUGACUCAGGUGGGACUGCAAACAUACCAUUCUUGACUGAAACCGUAAAGAAUUUAUUUCCAUCUCUUGUAUUCCAUAGUUGGCUCCUGCAUGGCUGAAAACUGAAAUGUUCAUGCAACGCCCUGUUUUUUGUUAUCUGAAUAUUUGGACUGGAGGCAAUCUUGUAGGUACAACCCCCAUCCAAUCAUGACUAUUCUAGGGCCUUCUGCUUUCCAUAGUUUGCGCAUAACUGGUCCUUCUUUAAGCUUUUUAACGUGGUUUGUAUAUAGCUGCUCCACUUGCAAUAUUUCCUUCUUCUGAAGGAACUGGGUAGGGGUACAAUAUAUCAACAAGUUGAUAGAAGAGUGAAGGCUGUUCAACAUAAUGAGGUUACAGAAUGUGAUUGUAGAGAGUUUACUGUUGCUGAUGUCUCACAGCAUCCCUAGGAGGUCUCAGCUUUGACCUGUCUGAUCUGUUAGCACACAAAGUAAAGGAGGAUGUUUGUUAUUGUGUGGAUAAUACACAGUCAGUCUGAAGAACGGUGAAUGAUUCUUGCUAACAAUGUUAACAUGAGCGAACAUUGUACUGAUUUAACUUGAGUUAAAUUAGCUGAAUAUAUAAUUAGUGGCCACUUUAUUAGGCAUCUCCUUUACCUAAUGAAGUGGUCACUGAGUGUAUGUUUGAGGUCUUCUGCUGCAGCCCCCUUUCAUUUCAAGGUUUGAUGCAUUGUGCAUUCAUGGAUGCUUUUCUGCACACCACUAUUGUAACUUGUUUUUUGAGUUACUGUCACCUUCCUGUCAGCUUUAACCAGUCUGGUCAUUUUCUUCUAACCUCUUUGUCCGCAGAACUGCUACUCACUGGAUAUUUUUUUGUUUCUCUCACCCUUCUCUGCAAACUCUAGAGACUGUCGUGCUUGAAAAUCCUAGGAGAUCAGCUGUUUCUGAGAUACUCAAACCACCAAUAAUCAUUCCUCAGUCAAAGUCACUUAGAUCACAUUUCUUCUCCAUUCUGAUGUUUAGUCUGAACAACAGCUGAACCUCUUGACCAUGCUUUUAUACAUUGAGUUGCUGCUACAUGAUUGGCUGAUUAGAUAUUUACAUUAAUGAGCAGGUGUACAGGUGUAUUUAAUAAAGUGGCCACUGAAUAUACAAACUAAUGUCAUGGUCUUGUCAGCAAGUCACUCCCAUGAGUUUUCUUACCUUCACUACUUUGGCUUUGAGCAUAGCACUUGCUUCCACUGGAACCCUUCAAACAGAAGUACCUUUCCAUCUUUCCCGUCAAAUAUUGAGUCCAAGCCCACUUUCAAAAGGAAUUUUCUUUGCAUAAUCUUUAUUCUGGUCCUUUCCAUUUCUGCCUUUUAGUGUGAGAAGUUUUAUUGGAGAACAUUCAUUCCACUGCUUCUGAUCCCUCUUCGUGCUCUUACUCUGAACUGGACAAUUCUGAAAUAUUUUAAUCCUUAAUGUCCAUGAAUGCCAAAUCACUACAGUGAUCUACACUUAUCACUAUUACCGCCAAUCACUGUUUAAAUCCCUUAGACUGAUCUUCACUCUUUAUGGGCAUGACAUCUAUAUGAGCAAUGUGUUAUCUCCUGUCAGUACUCAGUAUUCAAAAUUAUUGUAGACUUCCUGUUUCCUUGCAAGUGAUAUGAUUUCCACGUUUUGAGAAUGGUUUCUCUUUUAAAAACUUUGGAUCAUCCUUGACCUUAUUUUUGAUGUUGGUCUUUGACCUUAUCUGAGGAUAAAUAACAAGAUUUCAGUCUGUGCUCAUAACAGUACGUAACGUAAUAUGCAACAGCAUGACUGGUGUGUUGUCUGAGGUUUAAUGGUGCUGCACAUUCUGCAGUGUUUUUACUGCUCAACAGUGGCAAAACUCAAUAAUAAGAUCAUCCCACUAAUUAAACUAUCACACGCUAAACCCACAUGUCCCAGGUCUGUUGAUAUCCCCAUUUGCGUACCUGGUGUAAACCCAACAGGCAUUGAGCUCCAAUAUCCUAAUAACUCCGUAGUUGAGAUCCUUUACCGCUACCUGUGGGACAACUUCACCUCCAUGUUCACCUUGUCCUCAUUGCCACCAAAGCCAUUGUCUCUUACAGCCUCAGGGCUUGCAUUCCCUGCUGACUCUUAAAUACAUUAGCCUGUACAUUUGAUCCCUUUACGUUUUUUUUCUUGUAGAAGUUGCUUGUCGCCCAGUUUAAAUAUGUAUGCACGCCUUUAGUUCUGCAUGUCUCUGGAUACUAAUUAUUGUUCUAAAUGCUCUUGAGAAGAUAGUGAUGAGCUCACCUUCAUUAACCACUGCAGUGACUCCACAAUAUUGUUCGGUGGGAAAUUUCAGGAUUUUGAUCCAGGGAUGAUGAAGAGUUAGUAAUAUAUCCUUAAAUCAUGCUUGUAGUGUACUUGAAGGAGAAUCUGGAGGUGGUGCUGCUCUUUGCAUCUGCUGCCUUUGUCCGUUUUUUGGCAGUAGAUAGUGAUGGUUUGGGAGAUGCUUUAGGAGUAACUACAGUGCACUUUAUAGAUGGUACACACUGCAGACAUUGUGCAUGUGUGGGUAGGAUGUUUGAUAGAUUGCCAGUCGAAUGGGCUUCAUUGACUGCUGUUAAGUUGGUUGAGAAUUGUGGAGCUGCAGUCAUUCGGACAACUUUUCUCACGCGGCUGUCUUGUGCAUUUUAGAUGGUGGAAAGGUUUGGAGGGUCAGAAGAGGAUAUCCAGCUACUCUGAUCUGCUCCUGUCUGUCUCAUGUCUUUUAUAUAGCAGGUCAAUGACGAUCCAAUAAGUGUUUGUGUCGGGGCAGUGGUGAUAGUAAUGUCAAUGAAUGUCAAUUAUAGGAGUUAGACUCUUGCUGGUUAAUGAAAUCAUGCUGAAUGAGAAAUGGAUCUGUACACUGCUCGGUUCAUCUUAGUAUUGCUAGCAAUUCCUAGCAUCAGUCCUAUAGUUAAUGGCAUAGAUUUUCACAAAUAAAACGACAUGAGGCAUUUUAUGUUUAAGAAAAACCAUAAUAACUCAAUUACUGAACUCCAAAAAACUGAAUGCAAAGUUCAGUAAAAGUCCUUUACAUAAUUACAUCAUUACAUCAGACCAGCCUCUUAAAGUGAACCCCACCUCAGUGUCAGUGGUUAUGUACGUUUCUAUCAAUUACAUUACUCUACACUGAGAUCUCAGGUAGUGUUCCAUGUGCGACCUCCCUUACUAAUGUAACGGAGCUCUUGGGUGCAAUCUAUGAUAUUUGUGAGUGCUCAGAAAAAUAUCUAGGGAUUGGCGAUGAGAUGUCAGUAAAGGGAUCUGCACAUCAAUGCUCUUCUCCUAACAGCAGCAACCCUUGGUUUACAAUGAUUAGUUAAAGGGAACUCUAAAAAAAUGGGCUCCCUUCAAUGUCAAAGUCUCCAUGUGCAUAUUAAAUCAAUAAGGUAGUUUAGAUCACCUGGUGAGGAGCUUCUCUUGCUUUUGGCCGUGAACAGGGAUGCUGGACAGAGGUAUUGCAUUCAACACUACCUUCCCCAGCACCUUCUUGUCAACUGUCUACUUGGCUGUUCCGUGGUUGCUAUAGGAAGUAGUCCUUAAGGUUUGAUACCUUUCCUGAAGUUCAGUGUAGCAGUAAUUGGAGAUGCACAGCCUUCAAGUUAGCUUAACAUUCUAUGUGUAAAAUGCCAAAGCACCAUUAUUAAUGCAUCGUUAUAUCGGAUUGGCUGUACACAGCACUAUGCCUCCAAAACAAAAGGUGACAUUCAGUCUCUCAGGUCAGUUGUUUAAGCAGCAUCAUCAUCGAAAUGACUUCUGCUAUUCCCCACUCAUAAAUUGACUUGCCCUAUUUUGUUCUUGGUCAAUAAGCAGUAGAAAAAUGGAAAAUAUUAUUCAAUUCUACACUACCUAUGAUGUAACUGUUAUGAGCACUGCUACUUGCUUUGUGAUGUGAAACAGACCAUGACACUUUCAUCCGAGUUUCCUGUAACCUCUGUUGCCCCAAGGGCAAUGUCACUAAAUCUUCCACAAUCUUCACCUGACCUCCUCUGGGCCAAUAUUUCAAAUCAUACCCUUCAGCCUUCCUUCAUUCCAAUCAUAGAAAACACAUCUUAAAUCCCACCUUUCUAUUUUCUCAAAGAGCUUCUCCUUUUAGGCUAUCAUUUUUUCUAAUGGUUUCAUUUCUGUUGUGCAACAUUUUCUGAUACCUUGUAGAAAUUAAUAAAGAAGUCUUUGAUAAUAUUUUUCCCCUGGCAUCUGCUCAUACAGCUAACAUCAAGGACAAGCUAUUCGAAGCUUGGGCAUGAGGUCAUAAUGGGAUUAUGUUGUAUCUGCCUUCAUGAAGCAAUCGCAGGCAAAAGGAACUUACAUCCUGACCUGUUCUGCCAUUCCUUGAGAAUUUCAUGUGGAUUGGUAGCAGGUGCUGUAUUUUCAAUCAGCAAUGCCCACCCAUCAUGGUUGUCUGCUGUGUCUAUUUGUACAGAAAGGCAUUGCUGCAGAUCUUCCACUCACUGCCUAUGCCACUGCUGUGUCUUCCACCGGGAAAAGCAGCCAGUUUCCUUGGUGUUACACCAAAAUGGGUUUAAGCUGGCAGUGCCAUCCUCCAGCAUUUUCUCACCUCCUUCCUUACCAUGAUCAUCCCUCUCCCCCGCCCCCCCCCCACCAGCUUCUCAUGGAGCCCCGAGGAAGUACAUGAACAUUGACAGUUAUCUGGCUGUGUGUGACUAUUCUGCCCUCAUACUCUGUGCUGAGGUCCCAUUUGAAUGUGUGGCACAGUGGCACUGCUGAUUCUUCUCAACUCCAGCAGCCUGGGUUCAGUUCUGACCUCAGGUGCUGUCUGCGUGGAGCUUAUGUAUUCACCCUGUGAUUGUGUGUGUGUGUUUUCUCUCUCAUCCCAAAGAUGUGUAGGUUGGCAAGUUAAUUAGAUGCUGUAGCUUGCCCUUGGAGUGUAGGUGAGUCAGUGGUAAGGAAGGCAAAUGCAUUCUAAGCAUUCAUUUCGAGGACCAGAAUAUAAGAGCAAGGCUUUAUAAGGUAUUGGUCAAACCACAUUUGGAGCGUUGUGAGCAGUUUUGGACCAUACAUCUGAGAAAGGAUGUGCUGGAACUGGAGAGGUUGAGAUUUAAGAGAAUGAUCCCAGGAAUGAAGGAGUUAAUGCAUGAAAUGUUUGUUGGCUCUGGGCCUGUACUCAUUGGAGUUUAGAAGAAUGACAGAGUUGUCUCAUUGACACCUAACAAAUAUUGAAAGGCCUAGUCCUGACGAAGGGUCUCGGCCUGAAACGUCGACUGUACCUCUUCCUAGAGAUGCUGCCUGGCCUGCUGUGUUCACCAGCAACUUUGAUGUGUGUUGCUUGAAUUUCCAGCAUCUGCAGAUUUCCUGUUGUUUGAAAGGCCUAGAUAGAAUUUUGUGUGAAGGAAGUUUCUGGUAGUUGCAGAGUCUAGGACUAGAGAGCACAGCUUCACAAGUUCAACCCUUUAGAAUAGAGAUGAGGAAGAUGAUCUUUUUUUAUCCAAAAGGUGGUGGAUCUGUGGAAUUCAUUGCCAUAGACAACUGUGGAGGCCAAAUCAAUGGGUAUAUUUUAAGUGUGGUUCUUGUUUAGUAAGGGUGUCAAAUAUUAUUGAGAGAAGGCAGUAGAAUAGGGUUGAGAGGGAAUAUCGAUCAGCCAUUUUCCAACUGGCAGAACAGACACAAUGGGCUGAAUGGCCAUAUUCUGCUCCUAUGUCUUUGAGUGAUGGAAUCUGGAGGGAGUUGUGGAAGUACAGGGAAAAUGGGUUACAGGAAAAAAUUAUGGGAAUGGGAUUGCGUCAUGAGAUGACAGAGACUUAGUGAUAAUGGGAAAAUCUGGUGGACAAAAGGGGGUGGAGUUGGGGAAGAGGAAGGGAGGGUUAUACAGGACACUCAUGGCACUGGAAAAAUACACCAGGAUUGUGUCUGCAAAAUCCUCCAAAUCCACUGGAAGGAUAACUGAAACGAUGUUGGUGUUCUCUUUCCAGCCAGCACCUCAGGGUUGAGUUCCUCAGUGAAAUCAGCUCUGUGGGGCACGCCUCAUUCGGACUCUUGAAGUACUUUGCUUUUGAGUUCUUUCAAGGGGGAGGGAGUAGCAGGUAGGCAGAAGGUGAUUAAGGGGUGUGGUCAAGGCUUCCUUGAAGUGAAACAUCCCCACUUACUCCCCUCUGGGAACUGCUAGCACGUGACUGCUCACAGAGGAAACUACCUGUGCAGUGGUAGAACGACAUCCAUCUUAGGCUUGCCAAGCAGCUUCUGUGCGGUUGGGAGAGUGUGUACCUCUGAACCCACACAACUGUACUCUUUGAUGGACCGUGGAAGAUGCUUCCAAUGGAUAAAAUGUUUGUGUUUUGCUGUUUAAAUUGUCGAUUUAAAAAAAAAACACCAGUUCCAAUUGAUUCUUGUGAUGUUUGCCAAGCCCUUCACCAAAGAGCAUUGAUGGUGAUAGAAAUUCUGGGGGAGCAGAUGAGGGAAGCUUGCCCUUUGUCAGGCACUCUGACAGUGUGGCUCGUUUAUUAGAUCACAGUAGCCUCUGUCACACUUGACAGCUGCAAUCUGGGCUUCCACAAGAUGACCACACAUGUACCUAAGAUUUUGACAGCAGAGGAUGAGAGAGGACAAUAGUGGGUUGGGUUGGGGGGGGGAGCAUUAUUGAGAGGAAACCAAAUUAUGUGGGAAAGGGGCUGAGUAUAUUACACAUACACACGUGGUAGGCUACCUGGGAUAAAUUUAGGCUGCUACCUUCAUACUGCAUUCUCUCUUUCCCACCAUUCAAAGCAGUUGGCAUAUGACUUAAUAUUGUACAGUGGCUUUGGCCACACCAGGUAACUAAGAACUUGGAAUAUAACCAGUAUCCAUCAGCUGAUGGCAGGAAAGCUGCUUGCAAUUAGGUAGCUCAUCUUUGUGGGGGAAAGAAAAAAAUAACUGGUCAGAUGCCAGAGCUGUUCUUGCCUUGAAGUAGUAAUGACCAACCACACAAGUAACCAGGAUUAAGAACAACACUGAAGGAGUUAAAAAUUGCAAAAAGUGGAGAUGACGAAAAACUCCUGUACAUAGUGAGCAAUGUUUACAGGUCUAAGCAUAGCAGUGUCAAGUAUUUCUUUCUGCAGAGCAAGUCUGUUAAAUAUUUGUUCUUUCAGUGUUUUUGACCUGAUUGCAAAAGUAAAGUUGUUCACAAAUAUUUAAAAAAUAACUGUUUUACUAUAUUGAAAGUCUGCAGUGUUUUACUUUGUAGUAUAUCUGCUUGACCAAAGUAUCUCACCUCUUGCUGUCAUGAAGUGCAAUGUGUUAAGUAUUUAAUACUUAUUUUUGUAUAGAUUAUAUGGUGUAAAACUAUGGUUUUGCUUGCAGUCCUUUGUGACAGAUAAUGCUGUACUUUGUGUAACAAGUUGGUCUAGAUUUUUAUGUGUACAGUUUUACAAUGCUUUGAGAUGAAAGGAUGGCUGCACAAGGACUGUGCUGUUUCUAAGAGAGUGGUUUUAUUUGUUUAAAUGAUUUGGAACAUUUAUUAAAGUUAUGAUGUGGUUUUGUAUAGCACUGUGGCAGAAUAUUUGCAUCCUGACUCUUUGCACCUUCAUUGUAAACCAGUUUUUCAGAGGAUGAAGAAUAAAAAUGACCAGAAAUGCACCAUUCCAGGUAAAAGUAUAAUUAUAAUAAAGUAGAUAAUGUAAUUGGUGCAAGAGUAGUUGGAGCUGGUGCAAGGUGCAUUAGCUAGAAAUAAACCUUAUUAUUCCCCAACAAUUUGACCCUGCCCCCAAAUAAUUGGUGUUGUGUCACAUUCAGUCUCCAUCAUUAAUUAUACCACGUCAGUCCAACAGAAUGGUUUAAAAAAAAGUCACCAGAUUUCCAAUUCUGAUUGUAAAGUUUAUGACCUUUACAGAAAUGCUUUAAGUCACCAUCUGUAUCAAUAACUUACUUUGCCUUGUUACAAUUCCAGGCAAUUAUGAAGGGCAAGAAAGGUCAAAUGUUUUUUAAAGAACUAUUCAAGUUUCAUCUUUGUUUCAGCUGAUGAAUAUUUAAUCAAAUAAUAUAAUUAACCGACAAUAUAUUUUGAAAGCGCGUGACAUUUUAAAAUAAAAUACUGCUUAUAAAAAUGAAUACAGUAAUUGUUCAGAAAGCAUAUAUAGGAGAAACACCAUAGCACUGUAAUGGUUGUUGCAACUAAUUCAAUAUGUGAUGGAUAUUACUGUCUCUAACAUAGCCACUGAAACUUCUAGAGAAGAAAGUUGUUUUUGAGGAAGUUAAACUUCCAACCAAUAUUCUUUGUUCAGCUUCUUGUCAUAAUGGGAGCCAGUCUUCAGUUAAUAUAACUUUGCAAACAGUUGUCUAUAGAGCACAAACUGAUGGCCCACAGCACAAGGUUGCCUACUCAGGAGCUGCAGUACAAGACAAUGUGGUUAUGUUAAUUAGACUUGUAUCAAACAAGACAACUUGGCCCAAGUUAUUAAGUUCAAGGAGGCUUGCAGACCAGAUUGAUACUAUCACUUAGCACGUCAAAUAGCUCAUCUAUCAGUGGUUGGAAGAUUUGUGUGCGCACAGAGUGUCAGCAUUUACAGCUUUAAUUGUAUGGGAACACUAUCCCAGAAGCUUUUCAACCAGUGAGGAAAAAUAUCUUGGGGAAAACAUAGCACAUGUAAAGUCAACCAAGUGGAUUAAAAAAAAACACAAAACAGUAUAAAUUGUUAGAGGCAUUCAAUGCUGGGUAUGGUCAAGGAAUAAAGAUGAUUGACAGAAAGAUGGGGUGAGUAGCAUCCAUUUCUUUGCCUUCCAAUUUCUGCGAUGGAUAUCUUGCCUGUCUGCAACUCAUUGGUAUGUCUUUUUAGUUUAAAGGAACUGUACCCAUUUUGGAAAUCCUGUGCUUCAGAAAUCAUUUGUAAUUUGGAAAUAUUUUAUAAGAAAUCUGCUGAGAUUUCAGUGUUUUAAGAAUUGCACCUAACUUUAAACUAUAAAGAAACACAAUUAAAGCUAUUUUGUUAGCUGGAAGUAUUUCUUCCUUCAUCGGGUGGCAGGCCUCGCAGAUCAAAUAGGGGAUAUUGACAUCUAAACUUAGGAGGAUAAAAGGGGAAGUUAACUAGCCUUUCAAGAUUCAGUGGCUACAGUACAACUUUCCUUUUGUGAGGGUACCCAGAGCUGUCUAUAUUGGCUAGGGCUUAAGAUCUUCACAGUCAGCAAACCCAAAACCGUUGACACCCAACUUUGACAUAUUAUACCAAGAGGCAACAUUGAUGAAAUUGACAAGCUCAGCAUGGGUGCACGAAGCAGCACCAAAGCAGUUGUCAAUGUAGUAGAGGAAAAGUUGGGGGUAUUACCAGGGAAGGCUAGGCUAGGAAUUUGGACUGUUCUACAUAGCCAAAAAGAGGCAGGCAUAGCUGGGGCCCAUGGCUACCCCUCGAGUUUGGAGAAAGUGAGAGGAGCUGAGGGAAAGGACCAGUUUUAUCAGACGGAGAAGGUGGCUGGUGGUAGAGGGGAAUUCAUUGUUUCUCUUGUCAAGAGAGGAGAAAUUUAAGGCCUUCUUGGUGGGGAAUAGAAGUGUAUCGGGACUGAACAUCCAUGGCAAAUACAAGGCAUUCAGGGACAGUACUGAGGAAAUUGAGGACAUGAGAAAUGUCGCAGAUGUAGGUGGGAAGGGACUGAACCAAGGGGAAAGAAGGGAAGGGGGAUGAGAACACUAGUUCAGCGCAGCAGGAGUAGGCAGAGACAAUAGGCCUACCCAGAAAGUCUGGUUUGUGGAUCUUGGGUUGGAAGUAGAACUGAGCAGUGCAGGCCAAAGGAAAUAUUUGGUGGCAAUUGAUGAGAGUUCGCCAGCAUUAACAAGCCAGUGAUUGUGUCGGAGUGGGGUCCUCUUCAAGAGGUAGGUAUGAGGUGGUGUCUUGAGAGUUGCAGCCCGGCCUCAGCAAGGUAGAGGUCAGUGUGCCCCCUUUCUCUGUGGGUUUAAUAGCAAGGAUGGCAUUGGUGUGGACAGAGCAGAGGUUUGAGGAGGAGAAAGGAGUGCUGAAGACAAGGAUAGCUGAUGUCUCAUCAGCAAUUUGAGAUGAAAAUACCCAGAGCUGGCAGAGUACCAGAACAGUGUGCCCAAGGAGAGGUUGAAGAUGGAAGAAGGGGUCAUCAGUGCAAGGUGUGGAAUUCUUGCCGAAGAAAUGGGCUUGGAGAUGGAGGUGACAUACAAAGAGCUCGAUAUCAUGGUGCAGCAGAACUCACUGAGGUGGGUGUGGGGGGGCAAAGACAAGGCACUUGCUGAGGUGCUAGCAUUAAGGUCUAGCUUGGAGCUGGAACUAGAGCUACAGGUCAAGCAAUUUGCAGUCUGAAGGGUCAUACGAACCGACCUUGGCUGCAGCAUCUGGAUAUGCUCAGGAUUGUUUGAACCAGUGUCAGUGAUAAUAGUGUCACUGGUCUGGAGGCACCCAAGGCAGUUGGGGCCAGGCAUGAAGUCAGCGUGAUCCAUGAUCCGGGGGUGUCCAACUGAAUCGAGGUCCAAGCGAGAGGCAGCAAGGGGGCAUCAGUCUGGGGGCAUCCAAGACUGGAGUUGGAGACAGCGGGAUCUGCAGUCCAGGGAUGGGUGAUCUUUCCAUUUUACAGGAUGCGAGAAAGGUGAAUAACCAGCGGUUGAAGGCGUGGAUCCGGCAGAGGAUAAAAUGUCAGAGGCACCCAUGACAGGUGGAGGAGAGAGGGCUCGGAGCUGUCACAGAGUGACAGGGGCAUUGGGCAUCUCCAGCUCCACAUAGCAGAAAGGCUGGCACAUAGAAUUCGAAAUGAGCAGUCAAUUGAUAGGUCCAAACAGAGAGACCUGAAAAUGGAUCUGGAAGCCAGGCGGAACAAGAUGGUGGCAAAGACAAUGAGCACAUGGUUGGAGAAUCAGAGGGCAGCACAGAUCACCGGGGGGGGGGGUGGGGGAAGAGUGAGAGACAAAUAUACAGGAUUUAACUAACAAUAGAAAUAGCAUUAAAAUCUUUACACCAGAUUGUACUAAACUAGUGCUUCUAAUAAGAUGACAAGAUGCCAAGAUGCUUCCUGUUGGAUUCAUACUGUAAACAGCUAGAUGCUCAGGAUAAAACAUUUGACAAGGAAUUUGAAAUAUUUUUGUACAAAUAUUACAACCAUUUGCAACAUCCUAACCACUGUGGGAUGGUUGACCUUAAUCUGACCAAAUUAGGAUGCAUUCCUUCCAUGCCAGAAACAGUGGGACAUUCCCAACCAUAGAAGAAAGAAAUUUCUACAGGAAACUCUAGACCCUCCAUAAACAACGUGUUUUGAUAAAAGAACCAUGUCUAUUUAAU